Aspergillus wentii DTO 134E9 is the source of this 1323-nucleotide messenger RNA. RefSeq lists its product as uncharacterized. The transcript is spliced from 4 exons. Bases 361 to 1101 code for a protein of 246 amino acids. The record is from RefSeq and is a predicted model, not a curated record. NCBI's taxonomy places the organism in Eukaryota, Fungi, Ascomycota, Eurotiomycetes, Eurotiales, Aspergillaceae.
AGGACAAUGUUCCAGAACAAUAUCUUGGGAAUGAUUCACAGGAUAACUCCCAGACAGCAUCAUUGUUCUCCGCAAAUCCCGCCCCACCCUCAUGUCUUGAAGCGGGCGCCACGAAAGAGACCCAUGGAUGGCAUCGCCAACAACCAGGAAAGACUAGCCAGGGAAGCUGGCGAGGAGACCAUCAAAAUUCAAACACCGUUGGUCAAUCGAUUGCAUGACCACUGUUUGUCCGGCGUAGAGAUGUGCCCUGCUGCCUGCUGAGAGUAUUGCUCAUAUCAUCAGCACCCGAUCAGAACAGUCUAGAAUUUUGCCCAUUGUGUCCUUUACGGAUCUAUCCGCCAGUCGGUUGUCAAUUUUGGGAUGUGUCUGACCUUUAUGCCCGAUUAUAUAUUGUUGAAAACCACCAGCAGUGGUGAAUGUCUAUUGAAUUUUUCCUCAACUUGCUACUUGGCACGGACACGAACUUUGGCCUAUUUCGAUAUGGAAACAGCGACAGAACAAGAGCGUGAAGCCCUGGCGAUAAUUCCUCGGGCCGGAUCUAUAUCAAGUGCCGCAAGGGUUGACAAAACUACUGUCUAUGCCUUUGAAUGGACAGGGUUUGGCGUGGCAUUUUUACUUUGCAGUGGCCAGAUAGCCCUUCGGCUGGCCUUUUCCCGUUGCCUCAGGGCUGAAGACGGCUUGACCUUGCUGGCGUUGGUCUUUCUCCUGGUUCUUGCAAUUAUCGUGACUCUGGAGAUCGAUCCGUUGUACGAGCUGCUGGGGUCGCUCAGCGGCGAGUCCUCGCUCACAACUCAGCUCAACGAGACGCCAAAACAAAGCGCCAGACUCUCCAAUGCAACAAAUGCAGCAAACCUGAUUUCCUGGUCCUGCGUGUGCACGGUCAAAAUGUGUUCGCUGGUCUGCUUCUGGCGGGCUGUUCGUCCAAUGAAAGUUAUGGUGCAGAGACUCUGGAUUCUCUUUUGGGCGAUUGUCGCAUUCACAGUCAUCUCAUACGGAGUCAAUGCAACCGGUCAGCUGCUGGGCGGCGAGAAAAUGCAGCCCUGCAAUAUACCACCAUUGUCGAUAUUAUCUCCGACAUUUUUAUUGCAUCCUUUCCCGUAGCACUGUUUUUGAAAACACAACUUGUGCUUCGACAAAUCCUUGCUAACUGUGCGGUCUUUGGGCUCGGGUUGUGCACAGUCGCGGUUGCCGUCGUCCGGUAUAUUAUGUUCCGAGUCAGCUGCAAUCGCCCCCAGCUUCUCCUCUCCUCUACGCUUUUCUGGACCAUCAACGAAUGUAGUCUUGCUGUAGUUUUCUGCUCGACUCUUGCGCUGACUCGACUAU